This is a messenger RNA of Cooperia oncophora, 486 nucleotides long. The record is from the annotation of a GenBank genome assembly. Lineage: Eukaryota; Metazoa; Nematoda; Chromadorea; Rhabditida; Trichostrongylidae.
AUGCCUGAUUGGGUUACGGAUCAGUUCUACAGCAACGUUCAAGACCUCACGGAACGGACAGCUGAUUACGUCUUUGGGAACGGAGAUUUCGGAGAAGACGAUGACACAGAAAUCAUUAUGCUGAGAGGUGGAUCACUUUUGAAAGAAAUCCUCGACAAUUUCCAACUGGUUACAAAUGCGGCCUAUGUCAAAUACCACGCAUAUAGUGCUCAUGAUCAAACUGUAGCCGCUCUUCUCAGGACCCUUGGAGCAAAGCUCAAGUUGAUUGGGCACGAUAAUCCCCAGUACGCAGCGGUUGUUGUUUUUGAAUUUUGGCAAGGUCCAAGUGGUUACUAUAUUAAGGUGAGAAUUCAGGUGGACCAGACAAUGCAACAACAUGCUAUAGCGAAUGUCAACAACUGGAGUACCUUUAAUUCUUCGUCGUUCAGUAAACAUCGAAAGAUACGAAUAUUCAUUACUGGAUACGGUCACGUGCUGUGUAAAUAA